Messenger RNA from Suillus paluster, 1688 nucleotides. RefSeq lists its product as uncharacterized. Lineage: Eukaryota; Fungi; Basidiomycota; Agaricomycetes; Boletales; Suillaceae. Bases 51 to 1640 code for a protein of 529 amino acids. The transcript is spliced from 6 exons. The record is from RefSeq and is a predicted model, not a curated record.
AGCAAAUCGCGUUAGUGGCUAGCCUUGGCCUCAUAACACAACAUACAGCAAUGUCGGGUUACACCAAGGACAUGAACGACAGCCAUACCGAGGCGGUUCCGUUUCAUGAGCCAGAUCUCAUACCAGAAUCAUCUCUCUCUGCUUUGGAGAGAGAACAACGUCGUCACGCACAGGAUCACAUUUUGGACAUGCUUGAAGAAGAGGAACGAUUGCAAUUAGAAAGAGACCAAGAAGAAGAAAAGGAGAGGCGGAUGGAGGAUAUCCGUAAACGCAAGGAAGCUGCGAAAACAGAAGUGGAGCGGUUAAGAGCAGCCAAAGAAAUGCAGAAGAAAAUGGGCAAGGCCCUGCUGAAAAACCUUGCAGAAGCUAGGGAAAAGGAGGAACGAGAGCGGAGAGAACUCAUCGAAAAGGAUUCCUCCAAACCGGAACUGUUACAGUUUGCUAAUCCCAGCUCGCCGGAUGAAUUGUCUGCUACGGGGGAGAGUCGGAUCACUGGAUCACCUAUUGAUUGGGGAGAUAUCUCACCUGCAAGACUGCGGUCCGUCGAUCGAGUUCCCCUUCGGAACAGAGCGGAUACAGAGCGACAUCCUAUGAAAAUGCACGUAGUGGAGCGACAUCCAACUUCGUACACACCGGAAUCGGAACCUCAGCCUGAAGGUGAUUCGGACGAUGAACCUCUUUCCACGACGUCUUCGGCUCCCAAUGAAGAUGGAAAUAUGCUACACGAGUCUCACACUUCAGGCAGUGACGACGACGACGACGACGACGAAUCUGAUGAGGGCUUGCUCGAAGAGGAAUACGAUUGGAAUUCUGCGCAGCACCACCGAGAAGUGGCCCUGGCGUAUUAUAAGAAGCGUCAUGCUAUUGGUGUAGAUGCUGCUCAAGCGAUGACUUCGCACACGCAUGAUGACGAAGAAUGGAACGAAGGAUGUAUUCCCCCAGAUCAGCGCCCGAAACCUAGCGUGUCGCGCUUCAGGGCUGAUCGUAUGGCCACAGCAUAUGACAGGUCUACUUCUACUUCGCUUGAACCAUCAGUUAUCCCAGCCUCUCGACAAAAAUCCUUGCAAGAAGCGAUUCGAUUGGGAAAAGUUGAAAACGACCAUCUUGUUGGCGGCGAGGAGGGGGAAAGCGGGAGUGAGGAUGAGGCUGUCCGAGAGAUCUUGGAGCUUCUGAGCAAUGGAGGCAUUCAUAAUGCUGGUCCCAACGUUGCCCGACAAAAUUCUGAAGGUCCGGUAUUGUCUACACCUGCGCCGUCGGAAGAGCCUGCUACGGUGCCAUCAGUUCCAGCUGCCCCGAAAACAUCAAAGUUCAAGAUGGCACGAAACACUCUUACCUCAGAUCAACCCUCCAAAUCGCCCGCUCCAUUGCCACUGUCACGGAAGGUUGUUGAGCCACCCGCUAGCGUGCCACCAAUUCCCUCGAAGGUCGUCGAAUCGCCAUCUUUUCCUUCGGUGAUCGUGGACUCCCCUUCUUUUCCGCGCAGAAAACAGCUUUCAUCUGACCCUGACACAAGCCGUCCACAACGCCCCCCAGUUGUUAUGCGCUCGACAGUAACGGAAGGUUCUGCGAGGAGUGCGGCAGAUACAGUCGCCAAGGUUCCGGAGGGAAGGAUAUCUAGGUUCAAAGCAGAGAGGAUGUAAAAUGUACACGAUACAGGGGUCAUUAUAUAAGCAAUUCCUUGAGUUUAC